Molecule: messenger RNA, 1878 nt
Organism: Kuraishia capsulata CBS 1993
Lineage: Eukaryota; Fungi; Ascomycota; Pichiomycetes; Pichiales; Pichiaceae
Exons: 1
Coding region: 1-1878 (625 amino acids)
Biological process (GO): regulation of DNA-templated transcription; telomere maintenance via telomere lengthening
Cellular component (GO): shelterin complex
Molecular function (GO): telomeric repeat DNA binding
Source: RefSeq, a predicted model, not a curated record
AUGAACAGGCUAAUCAGGUCGCUGGGAUUUGGAGCAUCCAGGCAGAGUGAUGCUCCGAAAAAAAAUAACAAUGAGCGGUUUUCGCGCUCGCUAAAGGGAAAGGCCAUUUUCGUGAUGGGGAAACGCGAUGACUACGAGCUGAUCAGAGCCGCAGUAAGAACUUUGGGUGGGAAAAUGGUGAAUUCCUCGGAGAAUGAUAUUUUUCCAGACACUGACGUUCUAGAAAAUGAUGAGUUGCUCCUUUUUGCAGAUUCGAAGGAUGAAUUUUCAAGUGCACACGAUGGCUAUGAUGUGUAUAGCACUAGCUUCUUGUUUGAUUCGCUGAAAUCCAGAGGUCGCACACCGUUGGAAAGUUACAAGUUUGUUCCUCCCAACGAGACACAUGCACAUUUCAAGACAGACAGGACUGCGAAAGCCGCUAUCAGCAGUUUGGCUCCUUUGGCAAGGAAGAGAAAGGAACCUCCAGUUUCUGCCCCAGAGGCAGAAGCUGAUAACGUGGAGUCGAAACGCGUGAAGCCGAAAAGAGCAUAUGUGCCGUUCACCAAGGCGGAUGAUGUGAUCAUACUGGAUAUGAUCAGACUCAGGCCGGACAAGUGCAAGUCCAAGAGCUACUACAAGGAGAUCGCCGAGGCGCUUUUGAUACAUAAUGGGACAGAACAUUCAUCUUCGUCUAUUCGUACGCGAUUUCGAUAUACUCUUGCCAGAGACCUCGAGUGGGUGUACCAGUUAGACCCUGCAACUGGAACUAUCAGACAUGACAUACAUGGAGAGUUAUUGAAGGAGAUUGUUGGUGAUUCGUUUUGGGAGAGCAAGCUGCGGUUUACGGCCGAAGACGACUACACGUUGAGUGUGGAGAUUUUAGAAGCAACUGAGGGUGAUGAGCAGGUUAAUUCGACGACUUUUUUUGAACUGUUCGCGCAAAAAUAUUCGUCGCACAAGCCUGAGGCAUGGAGGAACAGAUGGCUGAAGUUCGUAAGUCCAUAUGGAGCGCAAAAGUACAAGGACUUCUACGAGUACACCCAGAGUAUCGGUAAGACGCCUAUGGCUCUGGGAAUAAGGCCAUUGCAGCUAGCUGAUCCGAAGAACUGUAUUCGACUCCACCCUCAUGAUUAUAAUGCUCCUGCUCUUGAGGAGGGCCAUUCGACUUACAGGGAUGGUGCCCCCGAUUUAGAUGAAGCGGACGACGCUGAGACCGAGGAGGCCAAGAGUUUAUUAAGUGUCAUGACCGAGCAUGCAUCUGCCAGCCAAUUACAUGUUCAAGACGAAGAAGAUAACAACGAGCCCAUAUCUCUUGCUGAGAAACCAGUACCCAAAAGUGUACAGUUCGCUAUAGAGCCAUUAUUGAACAGUCACGAGCCCGAAGUUAGCAAUGACGACGCGAAUGAAACCGAGGGCGAAGGUGGCUCGUUUUCAAAAUUGGCAUCACAACCAUAUACCCAGACCCAGCUACCUCUUGGCGAAACUUUCACACCUCCAAUUGCGCCGCAGGUCAUGGAGAACUUCACGGAGGAAGAGUACGUUGCAAAGGUAAGGACAAUAACAAAGAAACUAGGCAAAAAUCCAAAGAAACUUAUUGCUGGUCUCAAGGAAUUAGGGAUGGAUGGUGUCUGGGCAGAAAGCAUGUUAGUAUCAUGCAGUGCUGAUCCCGUUGCGUUUGGCAAUUGCGUCUCGUUCUUUUUUCAACACGAUGAAGCUAUACCUACGGGUGUAAGGGGCUAUUGGUCUGCAGACGAAGAUAUGUGUCUGAUGCUUGGGCAGAAGUUGGCCUUCCUUGAAGAAGUUCAUGGAAAAGAGUAUGUGGAAAUGCGCAGGAAAUUUCUUCGGAUGCUUGGUGAGGAUGUUGUCAAGCCUACCAGGUCGGGAAGGUCCAAGAGUUGA